Messenger RNA from Myotis davidii, 615 nucleotides. RefSeq names its product regenerating islet-derived protein 3-alpha. Bases 26 to 490 code for a protein of 154 amino acids. The transcript is spliced from 6 exons. Gene Ontology annotation, biological process: venom-mediated disruption of cell wall in another organism; response to peptide hormone; antimicrobial humoral immune response mediated by antimicrobial peptide. Lineage: Eukaryota; Metazoa; Chordata; Mammalia; Chiroptera; Vespertilionidae. Gene Ontology annotation, molecular function: oligosaccharide binding; peptidoglycan binding; signaling receptor activity. The record is from RefSeq and is a predicted model, not a curated record.
UACCUGCAAAACAGUUAGAGACACGAUGCUGCCUCCCAUGGCCCUGCCCAGAAUGUCCUGGAUGCUGCUCUCCUGCCUGAUGCUCCUAUCUCAGGUGCAAGAUACUCCCCAAGGUCAGUUCCCAACACCCAUUACACUAACCUGGCCGGAUGCAAAUUUGGCCUGCCAGAAGCGAAGUGAUGGAUCUCUUGCGUCUGUGCUCAGUGGAGCUGAGGCAUCCUUCUUGGCCUCUCUGGUCAAGAACAAUUUGAACAACUGCAAUUACGUCUGGAUUGGGCUCCAUGAUCCCACAGAGGGCCUUGAGCCCAAUGCAGAUGGAUGGGAGUGGAGUAAUAAAGAUGUGAUGAAUUACUUUGCCUGGGAGAAAGUCCCCGCCAGCAUCCCAACCUCUGGCCAUUGUGGGAGUCUGUCGCGAAACUCAGGAUAUCUGUUUUGGAAAGAUUAUAACUGUAAUGAGAAGUUACCUUAUGUCUGUAAGUUCAAGGCUUAAGUCACGUGGGAGUCAGCAGCCUGCGUUGGGAUGCAGCUAUUCGUGGGAUCAAGUGAAGACCCACCCCGGAAAGGAAUAUUUUCCCCACAUCCUCAAACCUGACCUCUUCUUUGUUUACCUUCCCU